Molecule: messenger RNA, 621 nt
Organism: Mauremys mutica (yellowpond turtle)
Lineage: Eukaryota; Metazoa; Chordata; Testudines; Geoemydidae
Product: pro-adrenomedullin-like
Exons: 4
Coding region: 129-620 (163 amino acids)
Biological process (GO): regulation of systemic arterial blood pressure; positive regulation of heart rate; adenylate cyclase-activating G protein-coupled receptor signaling pathway
Cellular component (GO): extracellular region
Molecular function (GO): hormone activity
Source: RefSeq, a predicted model, not a curated record
CCCCUCCCCCGCCCCCGCCGCCGGGAUAUAAGGGGACCAGCCGCGCCGCGAAUCCAUCCGCACCAGCCAGCCGGUCCCGGACAGACAGACAGACAUCGGCCCCCGCCCCUGACAGCAGGCUCUCCGCCAUGGUGCCCCUCGAACUGGUCUCGCUGCUCGUGGUGACUCUGGCAGGCCGGUGUGAGUCGCAGCGGAUGGGGGAGCCCCCGGCCAGAUGGCACCCGCCGCCCGUGAUCUCCUUCCUGCAGCAGUUGCGGGGGGCCCAGAGGGCCCCCCCCCUGGCAGCGCCUGCCCGUUGGGAGCCUGGCCCAGCAGCUGGAGCCAGGCCUGCGUGGUACGUCCAGCCGGAGGACGCGGGAGAGGCGCUUGGCCUGCCCAGGAGCCCCCGGCGCCGGAUCCCCCGCCAGCUCUCUCUGCAGACGACUGGGCGCGGCUGCCAGCUGGGCACGUGUCAGACCCAUCGCCUCUUCAACUGGCUGUACCACAUCGGGGCCAGCGACCACAAAGACGACUCCCAGAAGGACAUGGCCGACCCCAUGGGCUACGGGCGCCGGCGCCGCCGGGAGGGGAGCCCUGGCUGGCACCGGGGGCCUGCCCCCCACCGGGACAGCACCCGCUGAG